AUGGCUUAUGCUGCUGUAACUUCGCUUAAAGGAACACUCCAUCUACACUUCUUGCAACCACAACCACGCUUGCCUCUUCCAGACAACCAAGAGAUACUUAAGUCUCUCCAUCAAAAUCUUGAUUUCCUCCAACAAGUUCUUGAGAAAUCGGCGAUUAAAGAUUUUGAGGCAGAGAUGAGAGAUGUAGCGUUCAAAGCUGAAAAAGGGAUUGAGAUGGAGUUGACUACCAUUUAUCUAGCAAAGGGUUUGACGAAGCGUAAUCAUAUAAAGGCUUCCCUCAAAAGGCUUCGUGGAAUCUUCAAUGAAGCAGUAAAACAGACUGAUUACAUCAAGAAGAAGUUGAUUAAAAUGAGUGAAAAGCAGCUAGCAAAUGGUCCAUCACAAGAUGAAAUGAUGCGACGAAGAGGACUACUCCUUGGUUCAACAUCAUCACAGCCCGAUCCAGAACGCGAGAAUAAUAUUACUGUGAGUAAAUUUUCCAAAAACACUUCAAUGAAGUUUGACAGUAAAAUGGUCGGAUGCAACAAGGAGUUCAUGACGAUAAUGGAUCAGCUCACCCGACAAUCAGCACAACAGCUACAAGUUGUGUCAAUUGUAGGCAUGGGAGGAAGUGGCAAGACCACAUUAGCUUGGAAAGUUUAUGAAGAUUCAUCUAUUACUUUACAUUUUGACAAACGAGCAUGGGUUACUGUAUCUCAAGAGUAUAACAAGGAACAAAUGCUCCAAUACCUUAUUGGUUGUGUUAAUGCAGCAUCAACAGAUGAACUUCAUGAACAGAGCAAUGAUCUCCAUGAACAAAGACAAAGAAAUUCCAAAGAAAAUCUGCGUAAACUGUUGAUGGGUCAGAGGUAUUUGAUAGUGAUGGAUGAUAUAUGGAGCACUACUGCUUGGGAUAGUGUGCAAGGAUGCUUUCCAGAUGAUAAUAAUGGAAGUCGUAUACUAUUGACUUCUCGGCUCAAAGAGGUGGUUGAAUAUGCAAAUUCAGAAGAUUAUGAAAUCCCUAGGGAUUUUUCGAGGGAGUGA
Messenger RNA from Ipomoea nil (Japanese morning glory), 1023 nucleotides. RefSeq names its product putative disease resistance protein At1g50180. The coding region runs from base 1 to 1023 and encodes 340 amino acids. The record is from RefSeq and is a predicted model, not a curated record. Gene Ontology annotation, biological process: defense response to other organism. Gene Ontology annotation, molecular function: ADP binding. NCBI's taxonomy places the organism in Eukaryota, Viridiplantae, Streptophyta, Magnoliopsida, Solanales, Convolvulaceae. The transcript is spliced from 3 exons.